This is a messenger RNA of Ceraceosorus guamensis, 992 nucleotides long. Its product is annotated as SGNH hydrolase. The transcript has 4 exons. NCBI's taxonomy places the organism in Eukaryota, Fungi, Basidiomycota, Exobasidiomycetes, Ceraceosorales, Ceraceosoraceae. The coding region runs from base 181 to 786 and encodes 201 amino acids. The record is from RefSeq and is a predicted model, not a curated record.
GUGUGCAGGAUAUGAAACGCCGCACAAACGCUUUCAACUCACGACUACUCGUCGAUCCGACGUUCAAAAGCGAAUUCGAAAGCGGUCGCAAGGGUUUCUUGGGAUCAUCGUCAUCUCAGCAAAAGUUGACGGAGUCAAGCCGGACGAAAUUCAUUCGCAGCGUCCUGACAAGCUGAAAAGAUGGCGUCUCGAAUCUACGAUCAGAUCAUCUUGUUCGGUGACAGCCAAUUCGAACAUGGGGACUUGCUGGUGGGCUUGCUGCAGACCGCGUAUCAGCACAAGCUCGAGGUUGUGAAGCGAGGCUUUAGCGGUUACACCACUCGAGAAGCGCGAGCCAUCGUUCCUCACGUUUUCCAACAGAGCGAUCAGCGUGAAGUCGGCGGGAAAGCGGCCCUCGUCGUCGUUUGGUUCGGGACCAACGAUGCCAAAUUGAAAGGAACUUCGCAGCACCGUCCAGUCAGCGAGUUCGAAGACAACAUGAAAGCGAUGCUGCAAGAAAUCGAGGAGAGAUGUGGAGCUGGGGUGCCCAUUCUUGUGCUUACUCCAGCACCUUGCCUCGACAGCCUCUCCGUACCUAGCAAGCACAACAUUACAGCAGCAUCGCAAGAGAUCAGUGGCGCUGGUGUGAAGCUCGUCGCCGGUCUGAGCAAGAGCAACGUCAAGCCGGUCGAGAUGAUGCGAAUGCUCGACGAUGCCAAGAAGCGCUUCAACGGCCUGCACGACUACAUAGUCGAGGAUGGCCUACACAUUCGACCUGAGGGCUAUCACGUGAGCAGAGGGACGUGAUCGAUUCAUGGCGGCACGCUAGCUGAAUUUGACCUCUUGUGCAUCCGGAUGCACUAGUGGAUCUUCCAAGUGAGCGUGACGUGGCUGGUGAGAUACUGGCACGAACUGAAAUAGAAAUGCUGACAAUGUGGAUUGACCCUCCAUCCUCCAAUAGACGCUGAUGGAAGCCAUCUCGACGCACUAUCCCUCCCUGAAGCCGUGGAACC